Molecule: messenger RNA, 1181 nt
Organism: Xyrauchen texanus (razorback sucker)
Lineage: Eukaryota; Metazoa; Chordata; Actinopteri; Cypriniformes; Catostomidae
Product: transmembrane protein 272-like
Exons: 6
Coding region: 169-828 (219 amino acids)
Source: RefSeq, a predicted model, not a curated record
GGGUUUUAUAAAAACAAAAAUCAAAACCACAGAAGGGUCACUACUUGCUGUAGCUCACACUUAUCCAGUGUGUCAAUUUUACAACAGACCUUCAAACAAACACCCGGACAAGCACAAUUACAGGUUUCGUAAGGAUUGAUCGGUCAGCUUUGAAAUUUAAACCAAAAAAUGGCAGAAGAUGAGAAUGACGCUCCAUGUCCUGGAAGCUUCAAGGAAAGUAUCAGGCCUGCUAAGAAAAUCUGGAUAUGCCUGACAGUUUUUCUAGCAACCAAUAUACUUUGCCUUGUGCUUUUAAAACUGUUCUCUGUGGCUCUUCCCAUUGCACAAAUCGCAAUAGGUGCAGUAUAUCUGAAAGAAUGUCCGCAGCAACACUUCAUCCCGGUGUAUGUGCUUGUGUGUGGCGUGUUCGGUGUAUCUCUCUCCCUGCUGGCCUGUCUGCCCUGCUCUAGGAAGCCGAAGGAUGGAGGAAAUUCUAAACUGAACCGUGUCUGCUGUGACUGGAACAGUCUGGUUUCUAUUUUCUUGUUCUGCUGGUUUAUCUGUGGCAAUGUGUGGAUUUAUUCCAUCUACCCUCCCAACUACAACCAAACUGUGUCUGGAGUUCCCUACUGCAAUAAGACACUCUACAUGUUUGCAUUCUGGACCACCACACUGGGACAUAUUCUGUUUGGAGCAGUACUGUUGAUUUUUUGCUGUGCAUGUGUGUGCUGUUUAUGUGGGUGCUUAGCAUGUUUAGGCAAGUCUGAACAGAACGACGAGGUUUCGGUGCCUAUGAAAAGCAAAAGUGAAGUGAAAAAACUAAACGAAAUUUCUGACGAAAACCCCUAAAAUAUCUCACACUGGGCAUGGAGAACGUUUGCAUACCUAAACACAAGCAAAUUGAUACCCAGUUAAAAAUAUGUAUAGGUCACUCAAUGCAAAAAUAAAUAAAUAAAAAAUUUUAAAUAAUAAAAUAACAAGCCAUUCCAUAUCCCAUAAAUGGAAUGAAGUAAAAAUAGUAAGAUGUACUGUAGCGUGAGUAACAACAGUACAUGUACAACAGUACAUGUAAGCAUACAGUAGUAAAAAUACUGUACAGUAUAUCAUUGUUUAAUGAUAAUACUAGUAGUUUCAUGUAAUGCUAAACACUAUCUUGCCUUAUUCGCUUUAAAGGGAAAUUUGUGCUUUGUGUCAAUAAACAA